AUGGAAUGUGUAUCACUUGUAUGCAAACAAGUUGCUUUAGCACUAGUAGCACAAAGAGCACAGUGGAUUAAAAUGCCACAAAGUGAUGUGGAGCAGAACCAUGUGAUUGCAGGUUUUUAUUCAGUAUGUGGAUUUAGACAAUUGAUACGGGCUAUUGAUUGCACACAUAUUCGAAUCCUGAAAGUCAGUGUAAAUAUCGGCCAAUAUUACAUAAAUAGGAAAGGAUACAGUUCAAUAAAUGUACAAGUUAUGUCAAAUGCUAACUUAGAGAUCAUGGAUAAAGUGACACAUUGGCGAGGCAGUAUAAUCUUUAGUGAAAGUUGCAUAAAACAAAGGAUUGAGCAGUCAGAAUUUAAAGAAUACACAAAAGGAAGAAAAGUACAACCGGUCACACCUCAGGACCCGAAACACUGUAGAACAAUGCUUUGGAUUGUGGAAGCAAAGGUUUCGGUGUUUACAGGACUUAUUACAAAAUUAGUGAAUACAAAACUAUAUAUUGUUGCAUUGGCAAUACUGCACAACAUUGCAAUGCACAAGAAAGAUCUGCUUGAGGAUGCAAUUGAAGAUGAUGGAAAUGUUCCAGUCACAGAAUUAGAAAAUAACUCCCUAAGAAGAAAUUCAGUACGGGCAGCAUUUAUCAAUGAAAAUUUUUAA
Parnassius mnemosyne (clouded apollo) is the source of this 654-nucleotide messenger RNA. Lineage: Eukaryota; Metazoa; Arthropoda; Insecta; Lepidoptera; Papilionidae. The record is from the annotation of a GenBank genome assembly.